Messenger RNA from Aegilops tauschii subsp. strangulata, 1401 nucleotides. NCBI's taxonomy places the organism in Eukaryota, Viridiplantae, Streptophyta, Magnoliopsida, Poales, Poaceae. The record is from RefSeq and is a predicted model, not a curated record.
AUGGCGCCCAAAACCAGCAGGGGCAAGGGAGUGGCCAAGGAUGCCGGGGAGAGGGAGGCGCCGGAGAGUGAGUUGGCGGCACGGUGGACGCAGCUCGCCUUCUUUCCGUCGACGGUCGACGCGAUCCACCUCCGGGAUUACUUCAAGCCCCUGUGGGGGUGUAAGACAAAGGGGCACCCUGCCACGCGCAUCAUCCCCGUCGGUUUCGCCGAGGCCGGCCCGAAUCGGGACAUGGAGACGCUGGCACAGAGGGUGGCGAAAAGGGCCAGGGUCUCGACGGGCGGCCAGCCCCCGGCGGGCUCCUCGAGAGAAGAACGGCAGCAGGAGGAGCCACCGAGGGCCACCCCCAACAUGCCUCCCCUCUCGACUACGCCGCCCCGAGGGGAGUCCCCGGCAAGGGCAUCCACCGCCGAGCCCACGCCCAUGGAGGAGGAGGAGACAAACUUGGGUGCCGGUGGUCCCACCCCGGCAACGAACGUUGGCAGGGAGGGCGCCACCUCUUUCCAGCCUGGUGCAGGCACUUCCUCGGCAGACCAGGAGAACAUCGAUACCGUCAUCGAGGAGGUCACCAGGGAUGCUGAGGCUGAGGCCAACAAGAUCGCCACCGAGGAGGCCGCCAAGUCCACUGAUGAGGACGCCGCCAAGGGGCCUGCCGACAAGGCCGCUACGAAGGAGGCCGGCAAGGACGUUGCCGAGGAGGGGGCGGUCUACGACCAACCUUCCUCCUCAGCCGCCUCCGGCUCGGGCAAAUACCUAAAGGUGAGCGACGACCUGUUCGUCCUCCUCCCAGGGGCGGUUGCCCAGGACCUGCUGGCCGAGCGCAAGCUGGAGCUUGUCAUGAAGCAGGCCGACAUCGAGAAGGCUCAAGAGACGGCGAGCGAACAGGCCACCAAGGACGAGGCCGCUCGGCACCAACACCAGGCCGUGUUGAACUCCCAGGAGGAGGACCUUGCCACUCAUGAGGAGAAGCUCGCCGCGACACUCCGUGGCAAGGAUGAGGAGAAAACAACGAAAAAAGGGUGGGCCAAAUCAUACCUUGUGGGCAUUUCAUCAAACACCUUGUGCGCAUCGGCCAGCGCUUCGGUCGGCGCCGCAUCCGCCACACGCCCUGCAAGCUUCUUCUUCGGCCGCCUAGAAGAGCCGUCCGCCGCAUUGUUGUUCUUCCCGGACACCUUGCCCGCCUUCACCGCCACUGCAUUUGGUCGCCGGGAGAGGGGGCCCCGUGGCUUCACGGCGGGCGCCGGCGCCACGCCACUCGCCAAGGUCGGCCGUGGCGCCAUGAAAAGGCCACGCUCGAGACCGAUGCUUGGAGGAGGGGCGACGGCGGCGAAGCCGAAGCUCAACCACGUGCUAGGAUUUGCGCCGCCUGUGGCGGCCGCGGCGGAGGGGUCGCGGGCGUAG